GCAGAUCCUCUUCCUCUUUCUUUCACGCGACCCUAUCGUAAGGAACCACCUUGUCUUUAAACCGGCUUUAAGCGAUCCUUGGAAGCACAGUCAAGAUGCCCAGGGAAGACAGGGCCACGUGGAAGUCCAACUAUUUUAUGAAAAUCAUCCAACUGCUGGAUGACUACCCAAAAUGCUUCAUCGUGGGCGCCGACAACGUGGGCUCCAAGCAGAUGCAGACCAUCCGCCUGUCCCUGCGGGGCAAGGCCGUGGUGCUCAUGGGCAAGAACACCAUGAUGCGCAAAGCCAUCCGUGGACAUCUGGAGAACAACCCAGCUCUGGAGAAGCUCCUGCCCCACAUCAAAGGAAAUGUGGGCUUUGUCUUCACCAAGGAGGAUCUGACUGAGGUCCGGGACUUGCUGUUGGCCAACAAGGUACCUGCAGCUGCCCGUGCUGGAGCCAUCGCCCCUUGUGAUGUGACUGUGCCAGCCCAGAACACUGGACUGGGUCCAGAGAAGACCUCUUUCUUCCAGGCUUUGGGUAUCACCACCAAGAUUUCCAGGGGAACCAUUGAGAUCUUGAGUGAUGUCGGUUUGAUCAAGAUUGGCGACAAAGUUGGUGCUAGCGAGGCUACACUGCUCAACAUGCUGAACAUCUCCCCCUUCUCCUUUGGACUCAACAUCCAACAAGUGUAUGACAACGGGAGUGUUUACAGUCCUGAGGUGCUUGACAUCACAGAGGCUACCCUGCAAGUCAGAUUCUUGGAGGGUGUGAGGAACAUCGCCAGUGUCUGUCUGGAGAUUGGCUAUCCCACUCUGGCUUCCGUCCCCCACUCCCUCAUCAAUGGCUACAAGAGAGUCCUGGCUGUCGCCGUGGAGACGGAGUACUCCUUCCCUCUGGCAGAAAAGGUCAAAGCCUUCCUGGCCGAUCCAUCUGCCUUUGCUGCUGCUGCACCUGCAGCCGUUGCAGCGGUGACUGCUGCUGCACCUGCAGCUGCCAAGGAGGAGGCGAAGGAAGAGUCUGAGGAAUCAGAUGACGACAUGGGCUUUGGACUGUUUGACUAAAACAGUGAAUCCAUGUUUGAAUCAAACAAGACUAUGAUUCAAUAAAAUCUUUUGACAUCCUA
Messenger RNA from Cololabis saira (Pacific saury), 1105 nucleotides. It is a transcript of the gene rplp0, whose product is annotated as ribosomal protein, large, P0. Lineage: Eukaryota; Metazoa; Chordata; Actinopteri; Beloniformes; Belonidae. The transcript is spliced from 8 exons. Bases 96 to 1043 code for a protein of 315 amino acids. Gene Ontology annotation, biological process: ribosome biogenesis; cytoplasmic translation; ribosomal large subunit assembly. The record is from RefSeq and is a predicted model, not a curated record. Gene Ontology annotation, molecular function: large ribosomal subunit rRNA binding; structural constituent of ribosome. Gene Ontology annotation, cellular component: cytosolic large ribosomal subunit.